AUGGGAAACCCUUUCACUGUUUUGCGCUUCUCUGCUGCCUUCUUCCUCCUUGCCACCUUCACUUAUGCUCCUUCUGUUUCGGCCACAUCAGAAAUUUCAGGGAGUGAAGUGAACACAGAUGGGAAGGUUUUAAAUGAAGAGUUUGCAAAUCCAAGUCUUCAAGGACAUGAUGAAGAGGCAAAGUUCAAAGGAUUGUUUCCAAAACCAAUCCACAUUCUUAAACCUAUUCCUAAACCAAUUCCAUUUGCUAAACCUAUUCCAAAGCCAGUUCCUGUCCUUAAACCUAUUUCUAUUCCAUUUUAUAAGCCUACACCAAAGCCAAUUCCAGAUGUUAAGCCGAUUCCAAAUGAAGAAGUAAAAUUUAAAGGUCUUUUCCCAAAACCUAUUCCUGUUGUUAAGCCUAUACCAAAACUAGUCCCCAUUGUGAAGCCAAUUCCUGUUGUUAAGCCUGUACCAAAGCUAGUUCCCAUUGUUAAGCCAAUUCCUGUUGUUAAGCCUAAGCUAAUUCCCAUUGUUAAGCCAAUUCCUGUUAUUAAACCUGUUCCAAAGCCAUUUCCCAUUGUUAAACCUAUUCCUAUUCUUAAACCUGUUCCAAAGCUAAUUCCCAUCGUUAAGCCAAUUCCUAUUCUUAAACCUGUUCCAAAACCAUUUCCCAUUGUUAAGCCAAUUCCAACUCCAUAA
Sphenostylis stenocarpa is the source of this 681-nucleotide messenger RNA. Lineage: Eukaryota; Viridiplantae; Streptophyta; Magnoliopsida; Fabales; Fabaceae. The record is from the annotation of a GenBank genome assembly.